Neoarius graeffei (lesser salmon catfish) is the source of this 1188-nucleotide messenger RNA. RefSeq names its product mediator complex subunit 6 (gene med6). The record is from RefSeq and is a predicted model, not a curated record. The coding region runs from base 87 to 827 and encodes 246 amino acids. NCBI's taxonomy places the organism in Eukaryota, Metazoa, Chordata, Actinopteri, Siluriformes, Ariidae. Gene Ontology annotation, cellular component: mediator complex; core mediator complex. Gene Ontology annotation, biological process: regulation of transcription by RNA polymerase II. The transcript is spliced from 8 exons. Gene Ontology annotation, molecular function: transcription coactivator activity.
UUCACUGCGCGCGAACUAAACGCACUCCUUAGGACACAGGCGCGCGGAUUGGAACGCGUCAGCUUCCGGCGGCUCCGCGAACCAACAUGGCGGCUGUGGAUCUGCGAGACAACCUGCUGGGGAUCUCGUGGGUGGACAGCAGCUGGGUGCCGAUGCUGAACUCGGGGAAUGUUCUGGAUUACUUCUCCGAGAGGAGCAACCCGUUUUAUGACCGAACCUGCAAUAAUGAGGUGGUGAAGAUGCAGAGACUCAGUCUGGAGCACCUCAAGCAGAUGGUUGGAGUGGAGUAUAUUUUGCUGCAUGCUCAGGAGCCAAUCCUCUACAUCAUCAGGAAGCAGCAGAGACAAUCACCUUCACAAUUGAUUCCUCUGGCUGAUUAUUACAUCAUCGCCGGUGUGGUGUAUCAGGCUCCUGAUCUCGGCUCAGUCAUCAGCUCCAGAGUGUUGUCAGCAGUCCAUGGGAUCCAGUCAGCAUUUGAUGAAGCGAUGUCGUUCUGCCGUUAUCAUCCAUCAAAGGGCUACUGGUGGCAUUUUAAAGAUCAGGAAGAACGAGAGAAAGUAAAGCCAAAGCAGAAGAAGAAAGAGGAGCCGAGUUCACUGUUCCAGAGACAGAGAGUAGACGCACUGCUGCUCGACCUGAGGAACAAAUUCCCUCCAAUGUUCUACCAGCCUAAACCAGGAGAGAAGCCGGUUCCAGUGGAAGUGAAAAAGGAGGCAGAGAUUCCAGCAGAAGCAGCGAAGCAGGAAGAGCGAGAGGCUGCGAUUAAACCCCCCGCAGCUUCAGGAAGCACCAAACCUCCACCUGAGAAACGAGCACGCCUGCAGUGACACACACACACACACACACUGCAGUAUUUAACCCCCAACCCUCACCAGAAAUCUUUUUUUUUUUUUUCUUGUAAAUCUUGUUUGUUGUGUAAAUACUGAAUCCUCUUUAUUUUUUUUAUGCAUCUUGACUCUUGUAUGAACUCCAGUAUAAUAGUGGAUGGAAGCUGAUACUCGUCAUUAAACGUUGUUGUUAGGUGGGAAUGUGCUUUUCUAAAUCAAUAAAGACGGUUUGGCUGUUAAAGUGAACAGAGUGAUAACAUUUGGUUGUCGGUUUUUGAAUCUGUAACGCCGUGUAGAACCCACUGUAGAUAUGAAUGUGUGUCUUUCAUUGUAUAUAUUAAAUAUAUGCUGUUUGAAGUCA